Mustela lutreola (European mink) is the source of this 1355-nucleotide messenger RNA. RefSeq names its product autophagy related 5 (gene ATG5). The record is from RefSeq and is a predicted model, not a curated record. Gene Ontology annotation, biological process: autophagy of mitochondrion; nucleophagy; autophagosome assembly. Gene Ontology annotation, cellular component: Atg12-Atg5-Atg16 complex; phagophore assembly site membrane; cytoplasm. The transcript is spliced from 8 exons. NCBI's taxonomy places the organism in Eukaryota, Metazoa, Chordata, Mammalia, Carnivora, Mustelidae. The coding region runs from base 185 to 1012 and encodes 275 amino acids.
GGACUCCAGGCUCGCGCGCCUCUGCGGGACAGUGUGUUAAGCCCCCUGCGCCGGCGCCCUACCAGAGCCCGGGAUCCGAGCGUCCUCACCGGUGCGGGAAGCCGGAGAAGGAGCUGGCGUUUCUGUUUGGCUUUGUGUGGAAAAAAGAAUAUAGCCUAUAUGCACUGCUUUAACCACUGGAAGAAUGACAGAUGACAAAGAUGUGCUUCGAGAUGUCUGGUUUGGACGAAUUCCAACUUGCUUCACCCUGUAUCAGGAUGAGAUAACUGAACGGGAGGCAGAACCGUAUUAUUUGCUUUUGCCAAGAGUAAGUUAUUUGACGUUGGUAACUGACAAAGUGAAAAAGCACUUUCAGAAGGUUAUGAGACAAGAAGACAUUAGUGAGAUAUGGUUUGAAUAUGAAGGCACACCACUGAAAUGGCAUUAUCCAAUUGGUUUGCUGUUUGAUCUACUUGCAUCAAGUUCAGCUCUUCCUUGGAACAUCAUAGUGCAUUUUAAGAGUUUUCCAGAAAAGGACCUUCUGCACUGUCCAUCUAAGGAUGCAAUUGAAGCUCAUUUUAUGUCUUGUGUGAAGGAAGCUGAUGCAUUAAAGCAUAAAAGUCAAGUAAUCAAUGAAAUGCAGAAGAAAGAUCAUAAACAGCUAUGGAUGGGAUUACAAAAUGAUAGAUUUGACCAGUUUUGGGCCAUCAACCGGAAACUCAUGGAAUAUCCUGCAGAAGAAAAUGGAUUUCGUUAUAUCCCUUUUAGAAUAUAUCAGACAACAACUGAACGACCUUUCAUUCAGAAGCUUUUUCGUCCUGUGGCUGCAGAUGGACAGUUGCAUACACUAGGCGAUCUCCUCAAAGAAGUUUGUCCUUCUGCACUUGCUCCUGAAGAUGGAGAGAAAAAGAAUCAGGUGAUGAUUCAUGGAAUUGAGCCAAUGUUGGAAACACCUCUGCAGUGGCUGAGUGAACAUCUGAGCUACCCGGAUAAUUUUCUUCAUAUUAGUAUCAUCCCGCAACCGACAGACUGAAGGAUCAACUCUCUGCCUGAGCGGAAUCACCCCUAAACAGGAUUUACCAGAGCAUGUCACCCUUUUGCUUCAAUCAGGUGUGGUGGAGGCAACCUGACCAGAAACACUACUGCAAGCCAAACAGGAAGAUGAUUCCAUGUCAGAUAAGGGCACUUGGGCUGGUCUUACUCUGCAUCACCACUGCUUUCCUCCACUGCCGUCAUUAAACCUCAGCUGCGACAUGAAAGACUUCACAGGACCACUGCAAGUCUUCUGUUUUCUUGUAAAAUAUAAUGAAGCCGAAACCUUUGGCCUAAGAAGAAAAUGGAAAUAUGUGCCACUCGAUUUGUAUUUCUGAUUAACA